Danio rerio (zebrafish) is the source of this 6192-nucleotide messenger RNA. Lineage: Eukaryota; Metazoa; Chordata; Actinopteri; Cypriniformes; Danionidae. The record is from RefSeq and is a predicted model, not a curated record.
AGUGCACAUCCCAACAUUCACAAGCAAGAGAGAGAGACUUUUACCUCUGACCAGUCUCCACCCAUAAUAGCCUGCCAUCCAGGAGGGAGUGGCUGAGCGAGGGAGGAGAAACAGAGAGAGAGAGAAAGCUGGAGAGCUCUGCGGUAGCAGUCAGCACAAGAGCCAAAGCAGAGAAACACUGAAAGAGAGAGAGGAGGUAAAAGAAGGAAGCUAAGAUAGAAACAGUAGAAUAACAGCUAAAAAUAAAGGAGAAAAACAUAAGAGGAAAGUCUUCAAAAACACCCCCGACCAGCAUAGAAGAGAUUUAGUAAAUGAGAGAGGGGGAAAGACUGAUUUAAAGAAGUCUUGGAGACACAUGUUCAUGCGUGGACUGUUGCUGCUGCUGUGAUCUGUCAUUCCUCCUCACAGUGCGUGUGUGUGUGUGUAUGUGUGUGUGAGCCUGUCGUUCCUCUGGAGUCUACGGGACCAUGGCACCUGUCAGGAACGAAUGAACUUGAGGCUUAAAGGACUUGCUGAAUUACAAGAAAGAGGAAAAAGCUGAAAGAGUAAAAGCUUUCAGAGUAAAGAGGAAACUCCACAUCUACAGCAUCACUGUAACAACAAGCAGGACAACUGAGAGCCGUCACGGCAACAGCUGCCAGGACAACCAGCAUCCCACUCCACCAUCUGUGUGGCAGCUGUCUGCGCUUUUUAACUUAAAAAAAGUUUUGGUCCUCCUCCUCCUCUGAAGAUGAUGAUGAUGAUGUGCUGCACACUGGUCCUGUUUGGACUCAUCGGCAUCAGCGCUUCAUUGAGCGGAAGCUCACAAUCCUCACCCCGGAUGAAACUGUCUUAUAAAGAUCUUCAGCAGUUUAAUGGCAUUAAGCGGUUUGACUUGGAGCGUUCGUGUUCUUUCGGAGCUCUGCUAUUGGACGAAGAGAGGGGGCGACUGUUUGUUGGAGCUCGAAACUUUCUGCUAUCUCUGAGUCUCGACAACAUCAGCAAACAGGAACAGAAGAUCUACUGGCCAGCGCCUGUCGACUGGAGAGAAGAGUGCAACUGGGCCGGGAAAGACAUCAAUACGGAUUGCGUAAACUAUGUGAAAGUGCUACACCACUAUAAUCGAACUCACCUAUACGCCUGUGGUACGGGGGCUUUCCACCCCACCUGUGCUUAUGUGGAGGUGGGACAGAAAAUGGAGGAUCAUGUAUUUAGAAUCGAUCCCUCUCUUGUAGAAGAUGGAAAAGGGAAGAGUCCAUAUGACCCACGUCACACAUCAGCUUCUGUUCUGAUUGGUGAUGAGCUUUAUGCAGGUGUGGCCACUGAUUUGAUGGGACGCGACUUUACAAUCUUUCGCAGUAUGGGACAAAAACCCUCCAUACGGACUGAACAGCACGAUUCUCGGUGGCUCAAUGAGCCCAAGUUUAUUGCAGCAUUUGGUGUUCCUGAGAGUGAUAACCCUGACGACGAUAAAGUCUUCUUCUUCUUCAGGGAAACUGCUGUAGAAGCUCAGGGAUUUGGGAAGGUUACUUAUUCCCGGAUUGGUCAGCUCUGCAGGAAUGAUAUGGGAGGACAGCGCAGUCUAGUAAACAAGUGGACAACAUUUCUAAAGGCUCGUCUUGUGUGUUCUGUACCAGGCAAUGAUGGCACUGAAACGCAUUUUGAUGAACUCCGGGACGUUUUCUUACUGCAGACCCGUGACAAAAAGAACCCGCUUAUCUACACCGUCUUUACCACCUCCAGUAGUGUAUUUCAAGGUUCUGCAGUGUGUCUCUAUACUAUGAACGACAUUCGCCGAGCAUUUUUAGGACCUUUUGCCCAUAAAGAGGGACCCAAUUACCAGUGGAUUCCAUUCCAGGGUAAAGUGCCUUACCCACGGCCAGGCAUGUGUCCCAGUAAGACCUUCGGCAGUUUCGAGUCCACCAAAGGUUUUCCUGAUAACGUAAUCCAGUUUGCACGGCACCAUCCGCUAAUGUUUAAUCCAGUGACUCCUCUGGGUGGCCGACCGCUGUUCCUGCGCACCGGUAUCCCAUACACCUUCACUCAGAUUACUGUAGACAGAGUCAAUGCAGCCGACGGACACUAUGAUGUCAUGUUCAUCGGCACAGAUGUGGGCUCUGUGCUGAAGGUGAUCUCGGUGCCCAAGGGAAGCUGGAGCAACACUGAGCUGCUGCUGGAGGAGCUGCACGUCUUUAAGGACUCUUCGUCUAUUAUCAGUAUGCAGAUUUCCUCCAAACGGCAACAGCUGUAUGUUGGCUCAGACACAGGUGUUGUCCAGGUGCCUCUGCACCGCUGCAGUAUGUACGGUAAAGCUUGUGCCGAGUGCUGUUUGGCUCGAGAUCCGUACUGCGCCUGGGACGGACACACCUGCACACGAUACCUGCCAAACACCAAACGGAGGUUCCGGCGUCAGGAUGUGAGGAACGGAGAUCCUAAUGCCCUCUGCUCAGGAGACCAUCAGAAGCAGCGUGUCCUGGAGAAGAGGUUGUACGCUGUGGAUGGAAGCAGCUCCUUCCUGGAAUGCGUCCCGAAAUCACUGCAGGCCCAGAUUACAUGGACCUAUCAGAAGCUUCCGGAAAACCCACGGGAGGAGGUGCGUCUGGAUGAGCGUGUUCUGCAAACUGAGCGAGGGUUAUUGCUGAGGCGAGCUGUGCGUAGAGACGCCGGUGUAUAUCAAUGCCACUCUAUGGAGCACGGAUUCACCCAGACUAUCCUGGCCAUCACACUGGAGAUUUUGCCUUCGGCUGGCUCCGCCCCUUCUGCUGUUAACCCCCGCAGCCCCGCCCACUCACAUGUCAGUCAUGGCCAGUCCACCAAUCAAAAACUGUGGUACAGGGACUUUAUGCAGUUGGUCGAUCAUCCAAACUUAAACACAGUCGACCAGAUCUGUGAACAAGUGUGGUCGCGGAAGCACAGCCUAUCAGGGAAGAGCCCACCAGAUCCAGCCAUCGAGGUGCCAGCUCAUGAUCCGCUGAACUCCAAAAAGUGGAAGCACCUAAAGGAAAUGAGGAAGGGCCGAAAUCGCCGAACACACGAUGGCAAACCUGCAUCCAGAGCACCGCGGAGCGCAGGAGAGUAGCGAAGGAUAAAACUAAGAGACAGAAAGAACACAAAAUAACCACUGGAGGUGGACAGAUUCUCACACGACAUCUCAUUCGGUGACUGUUUAUCACCCGUUCUGCUUCUUAUGACCCCUGUGACGACACUCUACUGCCUGCUAUUAGUCUCUAUAUACUCUAUUGCCCUCAUCUCCAGUCUGAAGACUCAAUCUAGUGCCCUCACGACCCCAAUCCCCAUCCCGCCAGCAUCUAUUACCCCACACUCCAUCCAGUUCAUCUAAAUACUAAUACAAACUCGAGAGGUCCUGAACUCUAAAGUAAGUCCUUUUGAAUUGUAGCUGGAAGAUUGCUUUGAUUGGAUAUUGAAGACAUGAGACAUGCAUGCGCUGCAUCGAUCGGUAAACACAAGCUCACACUCACAUCCAAGCAUAGUCACCUGUUUUCUUCUGGGUGUUUGUGUAAGGUGUGUUCAGUAGAUUAGAUUCUUCUUUCACUUUGGCCCCAAAACAGAGAGCGGAGAGACUCCGGACUCACCAGCACCAGAUGAACAUCAGCACGCCUCUUCUUUCACUGCUUGAAGACUUAAAACGCACCAUUUCAAACAAAUAUUUAAACAAUGGCAAAGGAGGCAGACUGUACAUUUUGAUCGGGUAAGGUUGUAAGAAUGUUAAAGUGUGUGUUUGUUCAUGUCAUGGAAGCAUUAAAAGGUCAGCGAGCUUUAGAGUUCUGGCAGGUCUGCAACGUAACAAAUGUAAAUUAUUAUUUGAGUUGACGAGUUAUGCUUCAGGUUUUUGGAUUAUGACUGAGAUGGACACAGCAUUAAUGUACAGGGGCAUUACGAGAGAUAUGAACACUUUUUAGACGCUGUUAGGUCUAAACUCACAACUAACCUGUGGAAAUCAAAGUGCAGAAUAGUUAUGUAUAUUUGUGUGUCUGUGUAAGUAAGACUUUCCUGCUUUUUAUACGGCUCAACUAUAUAUUCACUCCAAAAAAAAGCAUUCCCUGCAAACAAUUUUGUGUUUAAUAGACAUCUAAACGUAGACAGCUUGGCUAAAACAAGACUAAACUUGGACUCUCAGUGAAAAUCUUAUAGACGUCAAAGAAUAGCCUAUAUUUAGACUAGUCAAAUAGACAGAUUAGACAGACUGUGUGUGUAGUCAUUCACUUCUGUCUAUUUGAUGGCUAGUCUAGUUUUGGUCUAUUCUAAAAUUUAGCCUUGUUUUAGCCAAGACGACUAUGUUUAGACGUCUAUUAGACAUCUAUUAGACAAAAAAUGCUUGCUGGGUUCUUGCAGCAUCCUGUACUGUUUCAUGACAGUCUAUUAUGUAUGCUAGUACAUAAUGGGUUAAAUCAGAAAACAGAUUCAAGGCCAUCUCUGAAAACGAGAUGAGAAAAAUGUCCUUAGCUCUGACAAUUCAGAUGGAUAUUUAAUAUUACACAUUUAAAGAGUCUACCCGUUUUUUUUUCAUCGACUCUUUCUGGCUUUUGCACAUAGCAGUGUUGAAUUCCUCAGUAAAUGCAUGUUUACAAACGUUUGAUGCCAAAUUUCUUUCUGCAAAUGGAAGUGAGUACUACAUACUACACAUAUUACCACAGGAACUAAAUAUUCAAGGGGGAAAAACAAUAUGUUAGAGUUGUAUAGUUAUAGUUUCAAGCUGUGGUAACGAUAUCCACCACCACAAAAAGAAGAAAUAUGUGUGCUGCGUCCCGAAUCGCAUACUACCUGUCCUAAAUAGUAUUUGAAAAUAUAGUAUGUCCCAAAUCAUAGUAUGUUGAAAAGAGUUUGCCAAAGGUUUCUGGAUGGUUUAUUUAAUAAAAAAAAAUUAUUGUUGUAGAAUCAUCCUUACUCUAACCGCUGAUAUUUCCCAUAAUCCAUUGCGCAUCGGGCGCGAAUUCGAUUAGAACUACAAACGCGGUAAGUGUUAAAUAAACUACAAACUUGAUGGACGCGCGAGACCAACCGUCAAGUAGACAGGAUUCGGUACAGAUGUUUGUAUGAUUGUUAAUUAUAUUUAUUUAAAGGCGUUUGGGCAUUACCGUCUGAAUUCAGAAUUAUCCUGAGACCUGAGGAGUUUUCUCCGCAUGAAACACUUUCAUGAUUAACCUGCUACUGCUUUUCCAAUAAGGUAGGAAGUUUAAUAUGACAGAAAUGUGGAUGAUUGACAAGGCUUAUAACUAAGCAACACAACGAUCUGGUAACGAGGUAGUGUGUCCCAAAGCUUGCAUAGGCUACUCUUUUGUUAUAGACUCAAACUUAUAUACUUUUUUACUUCUUAAGAAAAAAUAAUGGGCUUAGUAUAAGGAUGCGAAUUGGGACGCAGCAAGAUGUUUGAUUAUUGGCACCCCGAGCUGUGUGGUUUUGGGCGCCAUCUUCUGGCGUUUGUGGGUAUUUCUGGUUUCUCCUGUGUCAGGUUGAGGGAAACCUGUCACUGUAAGAAUAAUCAGUUCUGAAUCAUUUCCUAAACAGAUGUCAGAAUGUUUGGAGUGGAGCUGGUGGAUUAUUGCGUGGUAGUAUUUAUAUGUUUUCUAAAAGUUGUACUUAAUGGUUAUUUUUGCAUGACUUAAAACGUCUUGAUGAGCGUUUUUGUUUUUUACAAUGGAAAGACCAUGUUUUAAAAACUGUCCUGCGAGAUUAUCUGGUGUUUCAUUGUAUAUUUAUGGCUCGAUAAGCUAAUGUGUUGUGGUGGUUUGUGAUAAAAACUGACCUACAUGUGUAAUGUCCAUUUUGAUAGAGGAGACUAUAAGAGCAUCCUUGUGUGUAUAUUUUGAAAGUCUUUGCAUUCUUUUGAGUACAUGUUUAAGCCUAACACUACAUUCAAAAGUCACUUUUUGGGUCAUUUUAAAAUUAUUCGAACAGCAUUUCCAUUCAUCUGAUCUUUCUACUUUCAUGACGCUUCUCAGUUUCUGGGAGACAGCGUAUGUGUGUGUGUAUGUGUGUCAUUGUGAGAGAGGCUCUGUGUGUGCCUGUGUGUGUUUCUGGCAUUAAAUAUUCAGAUUUCUGUACAUGGGGAAAAGAGUUUCAUUUUGUGGACAAGUCAAAGGUCAAAGGCCAAAGUUGACGUGAACACUGUAUUACUCCCUGAGUAUUUUCUCUGUGGGUUGUUGCAUCAAAAUGUAAAUGAUUAACACAUUAAAACAUACAGUUGCAGAUGUA